AUGCGACACUUCGACACCUGGCUCGUCCGCGACCCCUACUCAAUAACCCAAUACUACCCCCCCGAACGCACAGGAGGACGCUGGUGGUCCAAAGCCAUCCGCGAACUAAUCUCGACCAGACAAAUCUGCGCUCCAGCGCCGUCCCCAACCCCAGUCCCCGUCUCACACUCCCAAACACAAACCAAACCGCAAACCAAAAGCCCCCUCUUCACGCACCUCCCCCCCGAACUCCGCCUCAUAAUCUGGUCCCACGUCUUCAACAUAGACCCCAACACACCGUCAGUCCUGCACCUGGUGACCAUCCGGAAUAGAAUCCAUCACGUCCGGUGCGCGCAUCCGCAUCCCUGCGCAAUCGACCAGAACCGGCGGUGUUGUCCCGCUAGUGCGGCCAGAUGGCGGACCGACACACAAACAGACGAAAGCACAAAGCUCUACCCACACACCCACCCCGCGCUCCCUUCGCACCUCAGCAACGGAAACCCAAGUCUCCUGCGCACUUGCCGCGCGAUCUAUAACGAGGCGGCUCCCCUGCUGUACGAGACUGUCACCUUCGAUGCGGAUGAUCUGGGGACUUUGAUUGCGUUUUUGGGGCAGGUUAGUCCGGGGUGUUUGAGGGUCGUCAGGGGGGUGAGGGUGCAGGUUGUGCCUUUGGGGGGAUUCUACAAUAUCCACACCCACACACACUCCCCCCACCUCUGGCGCACCCUCUGGCACUUCAUCGCGACCCGGCUUCUGAACCUCGAUGACCUGUCCCUCUGCAUCGACCUCGGGCGGUUCAUUGGGACGGCGCAGGGGGGUGUUGUUGGAGGUUUUAGGAUUCCGCUGGAAGAGACGGCGGAGUGGGUGGCGCCGCUGCUCAGGGUGCGGGGUUUGCGGCGGUUUGAGCUCGGGGUUACGGCGCGGUGUGAUGCCGGGGUGCGGGCGGUGGUGGAGGGGGAGUUAGGGAUUGACAGGCUUGUGAGGUUGCGGGAGGGGAUUCGGGGGGUUGUUUGUUCGUCUAGGGGGUUGGUCUGUUUGGAGAGGGAUAUGGAUGAUGAUGGGGAGGAAGCUCAGACAGAGGGGUGGACGCGGAGGUUGGCUAUUUGCUCUGCUUGA
Aspergillus homomorphus CBS 101889 is the source of this 1095-nucleotide messenger RNA. RefSeq lists its product as uncharacterized. The coding region runs from base 1 to 1095 and encodes 364 amino acids. The record is from RefSeq and is a predicted model, not a curated record. Lineage: Eukaryota; Fungi; Ascomycota; Eurotiomycetes; Eurotiales; Aspergillaceae. The transcript has 3 exons.